This is a messenger RNA of Raphanus sativus (radish), 1439 nucleotides long. RefSeq names its product phosphatidylinositol N-acetylglucosaminyltransferase subunit P. The record is from RefSeq and is a predicted model, not a curated record. NCBI's taxonomy places the organism in Eukaryota, Viridiplantae, Streptophyta, Magnoliopsida, Brassicales, Brassicaceae. The coding region runs from base 795 to 1304 and encodes 169 amino acids. The transcript has 3 exons.
CUUGCCUUAAACUAAUGAGUAAGGAAAACAAAGCGAGCGGUGAGAGCCGGUCGCAGCGCUAACAGUAAAACAUAGAAAGUGGCGCAAGAAUUUAUGGAAGGGAAAUAGGCUGGCCGAGUCGUUGACGCUGCUUACUUUUGCAGAACUCGACUCGCGCGGGCCUCCCACAUCCCCCAAUUUAAUAUCCCUAAACUUUUUUUAUGUUUUAAAAUUAACACAACUUAUUAACUAAGACAAUAUGUGUAAUUCGCUCGAGCACUUUUUUUUUUUUUUGAGAAAGAGCUACGGGAAGUUUCACCAGCGUAUAUCUCCUUUUUUUUUAGGUAAUCGCUUCGCUGAAACGUUCGACAAAAUUGAGAUCAGAUCAGGGGUAAAGAAAGCUUCACAUCGAUUAGGAAGAUACUCUGUUUGGUCGUUUAAGCUUUUGUUCCUGUCUCUUUUGUUUUCUGAAUGCUCCGAUUUAUAACAUGAUCGGUUACCAAAUUCAUUAUCUCAUAAAUUUAUUAACUCAAAAUUUUAUUAUUUAUUUAUGUAUUGUAUUACACGAAAGUAAAGUUCACUCUACAAAAUGUAAAAAAAAAAAAAAAAUGAUUUAGAUUGGAUCUCUUUCAAAAAUGAUAUAUCUGAAGGGUUUUUAGGGAUAAUCUGUGUGAUUCAUGAGCAGGUACAAGUUUCACUAGCGAAUUGCUCUCUUCUCCUAAUCGCUGUUGCAAUUCCGACAAAAAUCAUCUUCCCAUCGAGGAGAAAGUUCCUGCUUGGUCGUGAUUUCUCAGUCUACCUUAUUUCUCCAGAACAUGGAAGAAGCUCAUUCAGUGAAUAGUCCAAGACGGGUUCUAAGCUUCUCCAAGAGAAGGAAGCAAAAGCCCUUCGGUUUCCAGGAUUCAGACAGCAUAAGCUCAUCUACGCUCAGAGCAUCGCAAGUGCACGGACCUAAACCCUCUGAGGUGUAUGGUUUUGUAGGGUCCAUAUCCACGGUUGUUGCCACGGUGAUCUUCUUGAUAUGGGCUUAUGUGCCAGAUAAACUGUUGGAGUCUAUAGGGAUCCACUACUACCCAAGCAGGUAUUGGGUCUUGGCUAUGCCCACGUAUCUGAUGGUGACUUUGCUGUUGGGUUUGGCGUUUUACGUUGGUCUCAACUUCAUCGCCACUCCACACCCUACCUCUCUCAGUACCUUGUUUGAUGAGUACAGUCGAGAACCUGGGGAAAUUGAUUCUCAGAUGGAGGAAGGGGACGAGAGGCCUAUAGAUCCAAUCUCUGACAUUGAUAUUACAAGAAUCAAUGAUCUUAUGUUCAACUCAAAAUGAUGUCAAGUGAUAUUUUUUUGUUUUGAUUCUUUAGAAGCUUUAAAAACCAGCUAGCUUUUGAUAUAGUGACUGGUGUUAACUGGACCUGUUACUAUGUUUUUUUCAAAUCCUUAUCAGCAGAGCGUUUCUUUGUGA